AUGAAUGUGUAUGACGACGUUCUCGAUGCCACUGUUGUGUCGCAUUCUAUAACAGCACAAUUUACUACGUCUGACUAUGAAGAGCUCUUAGUUGUAAGGACGAAUAUCCUGUCUGUGUACAGACCUACUAGGGAUGGAAAGUUGUAUUUAACUGAUGAGUUCAAGUUUCAUGGCUUGAUCACUGAUGUAGGUCUUAUUGCCCAACAGGAUAGUCCUUUAAGUUGCUUGCUUUUAUGCACCGGCGUUGCCAAAAUCUCUAUUCUAAAGUUCAACACCUUGACAAACACAAUCGAUACGUUAAGCCUGCAUUACUAUGAGGGCAAGUUUAAGGAUAAAUCUUUGGUGGAACUGGCCAAAACUUCUACACUAAGAAUGGACCCUGGGAGUACCUGCGCGCUGCUAUUCAAUAAUGACAUUCUUGCAUUUUUACCUUUCCAAGCCAAUAAAAACGAUGAAGAUGAUGAUGAGGAAGAAGAUAAUAUGGACGACGAGGAGCUAGUUCAUAAUAUAGACGACAAAUCUCAAGAAACGGCUGCCUUUUAUAAGAGGAAGAGGACAAAGCUAUGUGACACAUUCACAGGACCGAGUGUAGUAUUGACGGCCAAUGAAUUAUACGAGGGCGCUAAAAAUAUCACUGAUAUUCAGUUCUUAAAAAAUUUCACCAAGCCAACAAUAGCGGUUUUAUACCAACCGAAGCUCGCCUGGGCAGGUAAUAGUACCAUUUCAAAACUCCCCACGCAAUAUGUUACACUCACAUUAGAUAUUCAGCCUUCUGAAAAAUCUACCAAGAUCGAAUCAACGACAAUAGCCUUUGUAAAGGAAUUACCUUGGGAUCUGCAUACAAUCGUGCCUGUUUCAAAUGGUGCUGUAAUUAUAGGGGCUAAUGAACUAGCGUUUCUAGAUAAUACAGGUGUUUUACAAUCAACAAUAUUAUUAAAUUCAUUUGCUGGCAAGGAUUUGCAAAAAACGAAAAUUAUCGACAAUUCCUCAAUGGAGAUUUUGUUCAGAGAAAAAAGUACAGCAUCAAUUUGGAUGGCUUCGUCCAAGAAUAAAUCCGGUGCAAAUAAUUAUGACGAAACCUUGCUACUUAUGGACAUCAAAUCCAAUAUAUACUACAUCCAAAUGGAAGCCGAAGGUAGAUUACUAAUUAAAUUUGACAUCUUUAAGCUUCCUAUUGUCAAUGACCUCUUGAAGGAAAACUCCAAUCCAAAAUCUAUAACACGUUUGAAUGCGACAAACUCAAACAAAAAUUUGGAUCUAUUCAUUGGUUUUGGGUCAGGGAAUGCUCUGGUUCUUAGAUUGAAUAAUUUGAAGUCUACCAUUGAAACACGAGAGAAACACAAGGCAACCUCCAAUACGAAUACUUUCAUGGAUGACAAUGAUGAAGAUGAUGAAGAAAUGGAGGAUUUAUACGCCGACGAAGCCCCAGCGAAUGGACUAACUAAUAAUAAUUCCAAGGAUACAGUGGAAACUGUUCAACCAUUUGAUAUAGAACUGCUAUCGUCUUUGAGAAAUAUUGGUCCUAUCACAUCAUUGACCGUUGGUAAAGUAUCUUCCAUUGAUGAUAUAGUAAAAGGACUACCAAAUCCAAACAAAAACGAGUAUUCCUUAGUUGCCACAUCCGGAAACGGUUCAGGCUCUCAUUUGACCGUUAUACAGACCAGUGUUCAACCAGAAAUCGAAUUAGCGUUAAAAUUCAUUAGUAUAACGCAAAUCUGGAAUCUCAAGAUCAGGGGAAAAGAUAAGUACUUGGUAACAACUGAUUCCACCAAAUCCAGGAGUGACAUAUAUGAAAGUGACAACAAUUUUGAGCUUCAUAAGGGAGGCCGUUUAAGAAGAGAUGCUACUACAGUUUACAUUUCGGUGUUUGGUGAAGAAAAAAGAAUAAUACAAGUUACCACUAAUCAUCUUUACUUAUAUGAUACACAUUUUAGGCGUCUCACCACAAUUAAGUUUGAUUAUGAAGUUAUUCAUGUUUCAGUAAUGGAUCCAUAUAUCCUAAUUACUGUUUCAAGAGGUGAUAUUAAGAUAUUCGAACUUGAAGCAAACAAUAAAAGAAAGUUGUUAAAAGUUGAUUUGCCAGAAAUCUUGAAUGAGAUGGUUAUUACAUCUGGUUUGAUUUUGAAAAGUAAUAUGUGUAAUGAAUUCUUGAUCGGAUUGAGUAAAUCUCAAGAAGAACAGUUAUUAUUUACAUUUGUUACCGCAGAUAAUCAAAUAAUUUUUUUCACUAAAGAUCAUAAUGACAGAAUUUUCCAGCUAAAUGGUGUCGAUCAAUUGAACGAAUCUUUAUACAUCAGCACCUAUCGAUUGGUUGAUGAGAUCGUUCCUGAUCCAUCGAUAAAGCAGGUAAUGAUAAAUAAGCUGGGUCACGACAAUAAAGAAGAGUAUUUGACAAUACUAACCUUUGGAGGGGAGAUUUAUCAAUACAGAAAGUUGCCUCAGAAGUGCAGUAGAUUCUAUAGAAACGUCACAAGAAAUGAUUUGGCUAUAACUGGUGCACCAGAUAAUGCAUACGCUAAGGGGGUCAGUUCAAUUGAAAGAAUUAUGCAUUAUUUCCCUGACUACAACGGUUAUUCGGUAAUAUUCGUAACCGGCAGCGUUCCAUAUAUAAUAAUAAAAGAGGAUGAUACCACGCCCAAGAUUUUCAAGUUUGCAAAUAUACCUUUAGUUUCAGUCACACCUUGGAAUGAACGUUCAGUAAUGUGCGUCGAUGAUAUUAAAAAUGCUAGGGUCUACACACUAACCAUUAACAAUAUGUACUAUGGUAACAAAUUUCCAUUAAAACAGAUAAAGAUAAGUAAUGUACUUGAUGACUACAAAACUUUACAAAAAAUUGUUUAUCAUGAAAAGGCACAAUUAUUUCUCGUAUCUUACUGCAAGAGGAUCCCCUAUGAAGCAUUAGGGGAAGAUGGAGAAAAAGUUACUGGCUAUGAUGAGAAAGCUCCACAUGCGGAAGGAUUUCAAGGCGGAAUACUGCUUAUUAACCCAAAAAGUUGGAAGGUAAUUGACAAAAUUGACUUUCCAAAGAAUUCUGUUGUCAAUGAAAUGAGAUCUUCAAUGAUUCAAAUCAAUUCAAAAACUAAAAGAAAAAGAGAAUAUAUUGUGGCUGGUGUUGCGAAUGCCACUACCGAAGACACUCCGCCAACUGGCUCUUUCUACAUCUAUGAUGUCAUUGAGGUUGUCCCUGAACCCGGUAAACCUGAUACAAAUUAUAAGCUCAAAGAAAUUUUCCAGGAAGAAGUCAACGGUACCGUGUCUACCGUUUGUGAAAUCAGCGGAAGAUUCAUGAUUAGCCAAAGCCAAAAAGUCUUGGUAAGAGAUAUUCAAGAAGAUAAUUCCGUCAUACCAGUGGCAUUUUUGGAUAUUCCUGUAUUUGUAACGGACUCUAAAAGCUUUGGAAAUCUUUUGAUAAUUGGUGACGCCAUGCAAGGAUUCCAAUUUAUUGGGUUUGAUGCAGAACCAUAUAGAAUGAUUCUAUUGGGUAGAAGCGUAUCAAAAUUCCAAACAAUGUCACUAGAAUUUUUAGUAAACGGAGGUGACAUGUAUUUUGCCGCAACUGACGCUGAUAGGAAUGUACAUAUACUAAAAUAUGCACCAGAUGAGCCAAAUUCUCUAUCAGGUCAACGUUUGGUCCACUGCUCUAGUUUCACGGUCCAUUCCAUCAAUAGUUGCAUGAUGCUCCUACCAAAGAACCAGGAAUUCGGCUCUUCUCAGGUACCAUCGUUUCAAAAUGUUGGUGGCCAAGUCGAUGGGUCUGUCUUCAAAAUAGUUCCCUUAAGUGAAGAAACAUAUAGGAGACUGUACCUGAUCCAACAACAAAUCAUCGAUCGAGAAUUACAGCUAGGUGGGUUAAACCCCCGUAUGGAGAGAUUGGCCAACGACUUUUAUCAAAUGGGUCACUCCAUGAGACCCAUGCUUGAUUUCAACGUUAUACGGAGAUUUAGCGGACUUUCUAUUGAUAGACGAAAAAAUACUGCUCAAAAAGCUGGAAGACAUGCACAUUUUGAAGCGUGGAGAGAUAUCAUAAAUAUUGAAUUCUCAAUGAGAUCCUUGUGCCGGAAUAAGUGA
Saccharomyces kudriavzevii IFO 1802 is the source of this 4068-nucleotide messenger RNA. RefSeq names its product cleavage/polyadenylation factor CFT1 (gene CFT1). The coding region runs from base 1 to 4068 and encodes 1355 amino acids. Gene Ontology annotation, cellular component: nucleus; mRNA cleavage and polyadenylation specificity factor complex. The transcript has a single exon. The record is from RefSeq and is a predicted model, not a curated record. Gene Ontology annotation, molecular function: protein binding; nucleic acid binding. Lineage: Eukaryota; Fungi; Ascomycota; Saccharomycetes; Saccharomycetales; Saccharomycetaceae.